GGUGAUAUGACUUGUUCGUCCUGAGAGCACCAAUGCGAUAACACCGACCUCGCCGCUCUGGCCUCCCUUUCCAUCCCACCCGACCACUGAGCUCGCCUCCGCCGACAUGUGGCGUACCAUGUGCACUGUGUCUGCGUUGACGCUGCUGUGUCUACCAUGGGCCGCCACUGCUGCCUCCAGCACGAAUCACUACUACGCCACCACGAACGAUGACCUCCUCGCCCGCAACGACCCCUUCCAGCUGUUCGCCCGCGAGAAGCGACCCGAGGACUGUCCGCCGUGCUUUAACUGCAACUUGGGUGACUUCAAGUGUAUGCAGUAUGGCAACUGCACCAAGAGCAGCGGCAAGUGCUCUUGUCCUUCGGGCUUUGGCGGCGAAGACUGUAGCCAGCCGCUGUGUGGCUCUCUGGCAGAUGGCAAGGACAGACUGCCACGAGAAGGCGACCGCUGCCAGUGCAAGGACGGCUGGGCGGGCAUCAACUGUAAUGUGUGCCAGACCAACGAUGCCUGUAACGCUCUGAUGCCCGAGGGCAAAGAUGGCGUCUGUUACCGGGAGGGAGUCGUGCAGAAGGAGAAUUACCAGAUAUGUGACAUCACGAAUCGCAAGAUCUUGGACACUCUCAAAGACAAGAAGCCCCAGGCGACGUUUAGCUGCAAUGCGGAAAGAGCAGAAUGCAACUUUCAGUUCUGGGUGGACCAGAGGGAGAGCUUCUACUGCGCGCUGGACACGUGUAGCUGGGAUCUGAAGGCUACAGACACGAGGAACACCACGAGCUACAAAUGUGAGAACAUCAAGUGCUCUUGUAUUCCAGGUCGCAUGUUGUGUGGCGAGUCGGGCAGUAUCGACAUUGGCGACUUUCUCGACCAGGAGAUCAAGGGACCUGCCGGCUUCACUUCGGUCAGCACCCUCAAUGGCAAGGAAGAUGGAAGCACGUUCACGGAGCCUGCUAUGAAUGGCCUGAUAUCGAGUGUCUUUGGUGAUCCAAGCAUCUUGCUCAAGUGUCACAGCGGCGAGUGCUUGUACAAAAAUGAGGUCCCGGGCUACACUCGACCCAUCAAGACCAUCAACACGCCACUCAUUGCUGGUGUCAUUUCUGGCGUCGCACUUUUUGUAGUGGCCGUGGUUCUCCUCGUUUACUUCAUGAAUCGUCGGAAGGACAACAAGUGGGGCUACAUUCAUCUCUCGGAGGAUGAAGAGGAGGAGAACGCCAGACUGCUCGCCGACCACAAGCCUGCAUCUUUGUUCUUCGAGAACGUUGCGUACAAUAUCAGGGGGAAGCAGGUCUUGACGAAUGUAUUCGGCGCCGUGCAUCCUGGCGAGCUUUUGGCAAUCAUGGGGGCGUCAGGGGCUGGCAAGACAUCGUUCCUUGAUAUUCUGGCUCGCAAGAGGAAGCGCGGACUGGCAACUGGCGACUUUUAUCUCAAUGGCGAGAAGAUUCCUGACGAUGACUUUAGGAAUGUGAUAGGGUUUGUGGAUCAAGAAGACACGCUGCUGCCCACCUUGACAGUCCACGAAACUAUCCUCGACUCCGCCCUGCUUCGUUUGCCGAAGGAGAUGAGCCGCGCCGCAAAGGAACAGAAGGUCGAAGAUGUCGAACGACAGCUCGGCAUCUACCACAUUCGACAUCAAAUUAUCGGCUCGGAGGAGAGCGCGCGAGGCAUCUCUGGCGGCGAGAAGCGUCGAGUUGGCAUCGCAUGUGAAUUGGUGACCAGUCCCAGUAUCCUUUUCUUGGACGAGCCUACAUCUGGCCUCGACGCUUUCAACGCUUUCAAUGUAGUGGAAUGCCUGGUGACUCUGGUCAAGAGCUAUAAUCGUACUGUCGUCUUCACGAUCCAUCAGCCGCGCUCAAACAUCGUGGCGCUAUUCGACCAGCUCAUCCUGCUAUCGUAUGGUCGCACUGUCUAUAGUGGACCUUUCCGAGAGUGCCAGAGCUACUUUGCCAGCAUAGGUUACUCUUGCCCGCCCGGCUUCAACAUUGCAGAUUACUUGGUAGAUCUGACCAUGCAUGCUGGCACGAUGCAGGACUCAGCCGACCUUGACGGCGAGUAUCACUCCGAUAACGAUGGCAGGGUGACUCGUGCAAGCUCGACCAUGGCUGUCAAAAGCAUUCACAGUGUCAGCAAUAUCAGUACUGGGGGAUCGAUAGAAGACGGUGCGUCUCGGCCUCGAGGCAAGAGAAGUUUGAGCAUCCGUCAGCAGCAGGAACGGCAACUGUUCUCGAGAAAGAGCACAGAUGUCCCUGCGAGCACACACAGUGUGACGAGUGAAGGCGACAGCACCUUUGGCGAUCAUGAACACACGCGACAACAGUGGCUGAAGCUCUCGAAGCAACAAGGAGCGCCACCUCCACAGAUUCUAGACGACCCCGUCAAUCUACCAUCCCCUGUGGAGGGCGCGACUGGUACGAACCUCGACUUUCUCGUAUCAUCGUACCAGCAAUCCGAAGUAGCUUCAGAAUUGCGAAGUGAUCUUCAGAAUGCGAUUUCUGGGGCCGGGCAGAGUAAUGGAAAUGGCCCGGGCUCUCCGAACGGCACGACCAGCAGCAACAACUUCAAGGGGUAUCGCAAGCCAUGGAUACCGACUCAGUUUGUCAUCCUAUCACGACGGACCUGGCGCAACCUGUACCGCAAUCCAAUGCUCAUGCUCACCCACUACGCCAUUGCUAUUGUGUUGGCGGUAUUCCUCGGCUUCCUCUUUUAUGGCCUCACGGAUGACCUCAAAGGGUUCCAAAACCGACUCGGAUUCUUCUUCUUCCUGCUGGCGCUCUUUGGCUUCAGCACUCUGACCUCACUCACCGUCUUCGCGCCCGAACGGUUGCUCUUCCUCCGCGAGCGAUCGAAGGGCUACUACAGCCCCCUGGCAUACUACUUGUCGAAAGUGGUGUUCGAUGUGGUGCCUCUGCGACUCAUUCCACCCAUUAUCAUGGGAUGCAUCGUGUAUCCGAUGACGGGCUUGAUUCCCAGCUGGGGCGAAUUCUUGAAGUUCAUGCUGUUCAUCGUGCUCUUCAACCUCGCUGCAGCGAUGGUGUGCCUGACGAUCGGCAUUUGUGUUCGCAACCAAGGAGUGGCGAAUCUGUUUGGUGUGCUGGUCAUGCUGUUUAGUCUUCUCUUUGGAGGCUUUUUGCUCAAUCAAGAAACGAUACCCAAACCACUUUUGUGGCUGCAAUCGCUUUCCAUCUUCCACUUUGGUUUCGAAGGACUCAUUGUCAAUGAAGUUCGUUAUCUUUCUCUGGUGGAUAAGAAAUAUGGUCUCAACAUCGAAGUGCCCGGGUCAGCCAUUCUCUCCAGCUUUGGGUUUGAUGUGCUUGCCCUGUGGAAUGAUGUGAUUGGUCUGGCAGUAUUCUGCGGAGUCUUCUUGGUACUCGGAUAUGCGGCGAUACAUUUCUUGUUAGUCGAAACGAGAUAGACUAUGUAUAGAUGAAGGGGAAGAAGAAGUGGGAGAAGAGGAAGGAGAGGAACGAGAAUAUAUAGACGGGGUCACCCACAGAUUGUAACCUAUCGUUACAUACAUUAUUACCAGCGAGCAUGGUCAUAGAAAGGCUUAGUCCAGUGAAGGAGGAAUUGACAAUUGCCUUGGGCAGCAAGCCUCCAUCCGCCAUCACAUCC
Molecule: messenger RNA, 3606 nt
Organism: Sphaerulina musiva SO2202
Lineage: Eukaryota; Fungi; Ascomycota; Dothideomycetes; Mycosphaerellales; Mycosphaerellaceae
Product: ATP-binding cassette sub-family G member 2
Exons: 2
Coding region: 107-3406 (1099 amino acids)
Cellular component (GO): membrane
Molecular function (GO): ATP hydrolysis activity; ABC-type transporter activity; ATP binding
Source: RefSeq, a predicted model, not a curated record